UGUAUUAAAAUUUGAAGGAAGCAUUCGAAAUGGCGAAGAAGGAGAUGGAGGAAGGUGGAAAACGGAACGCGAUUGAGCUAUUCUUCUUGACCACUCUCAUACUCUGGCUUGCCUCUGUUUCUUUCCAGAUUAUUCUCACACACCAAACACGACUUCUCUACAUCAUCGCCGGUUCCUUCUUCUACCAAACAUCCAACUCCCUUAUCCGUUACUUCUCCCCAAAAUCAUCACUCUCUGAUCCUCUCUUCGUUAACACCGCCGUCUCACUUAUCCACUCCCUCGUCACCUCCUCCUCAGUGAUCUUCAUCUUGUCCAAACAGUGGUUAAACAAUGGGUUGAGUGGAAUGUUUGACCACUCGCAGUUGGUUGAAGGAACUUGGUCAUGGGCAUUUGAAGCAUUGUGUUUUUCCUGUGGUUACUUCGCAUAUGAUCAGUGGGAUAUGCUUCAUUACCGUUUAUAUAGUGGUUGGAUCCCUUCUAUCCUUCUGCAUCAUCUCGUUCUCCUUAUCUGCUUCACUCUUGCUUUGUAUCGAAACAUCACCAUCAACUACCUUAUUCUCACGCUAAUCUGUGAGCUGCAUUCCAUCUUUCUGCAUGUGAGAAAGGUGAGACGAAUGGCCGGUAUUCGCGAUGCAAGGAGUGUUAUUGUUAAGUUAGAAUGGUUUCUGAAUUGGACCACCUUCUUUGUGGCAAGGUGUGUGUCUCACGUUCUCAUCACAGCGAAACUCAUCAAGGAUGCUCACAAAUUUGGAAAGGGUGUGGAGUUACCACUGGCUCUGUUUGGUAUGGCUGGGAUGAAUAUUCUCAACAUUGGUCUUGGCAUGGAUCUCUUAAAAGCUUUCAAGAGAGAGAGGAAGUCUCAACAUGCUAAUCAUCGUCAACAUCAUGAAUGAUAGAAGAGAAAAAGCGCAAUAAGAUGCACAUAUUGUUCUUUUUGCCACUUACUGUGAGAAGAAAAAAUUGUAAAAUUGAUGUAAUAUUACCUUAUAAUGUAGCACUUAGACAAGUCUUAUAUAUCUCUGCAAAUUGUUGAUGCAAAACAAAGCUUUUCUCUUGUUUUGUAUUUAUACA
This is a messenger RNA of Medicago truncatula (barrel medic), 1071 nucleotides long. RefSeq names its product TLC domain-containing protein 2. Lineage: Eukaryota; Viridiplantae; Streptophyta; Magnoliopsida; Fabales; Fabaceae. The coding region runs from base 30 to 893 and encodes 287 amino acids. The record is from RefSeq and is a predicted model, not a curated record. Gene Ontology annotation, cellular component: plasma membrane. The transcript is spliced from 3 exons. Gene Ontology annotation, biological process: plasma membrane organization; regulation of membrane lipid distribution; membrane assembly.